UAGGUUUCUGUGGAGUGUGGGGUGUUCUGCUCCUGCCUGUCUAUACAGCUGUUUUCAGGAGCCACCUUCCAGGGAAGGUGUGGAGGACUACUAGACGAGUCAUGAAGAAUCGGUUUGUGGUGCUGGGCCUGGUGGCUGUGGUUCUGGUAUUUGUCAUCAUCAGCCUCUGCAUCUGGCUGCCCUACACUUCUAGGAAGCUGGACCAUGUGUAUUCCAGGGCAGCUGUGGCCACAGAUGCCAAGCGCUGCUCAGAGAUUGGACGGGACAUGCUACAGGAAGGUGGCUCCGUGGUGGAUGCAGCCAUCGCAAGCCUGCUGUGUAUGGGGCUCAUAAAUGCUCACAGCAUGGGCAUUGGGGGCGGCCUGUUCUUCACCAUCUACAACAGCACCACACGGAAAGCUGAGGUUAUCAAUGCCCGUGAGGUGGCUCCCAGGCUGGCGAGUACCAACAUGUUCAACAGCUCGAAAGAAUCUGAAGAAGGUGGCCUUUCAAUAGCAGUUCCUGGUGAAAUCCGUGGCUACCAGCUGGCACACCAACGGCAUGGGCGACUACCCUGGGCUCGCCUCUUCCAGCCCAGCAUUGAGCUGGCCCGUCAUGGCUUUCCUGUGGGCAAGGCCUUGGGAAUGGCCCUGAACAAAAACCGGGAAAUCAUUGAGCAGACACCUGCGUUAUGUGAGGUGUUCUGCCGGCAAGGGAAGGUGCUUCGAGAAGGAGAGAUCGUGACUAUGCCAAGGCUGGCAAAUACGUUACAGGUUCUGGCCCAGGAAGGAGCCCAGGCCUUCUACAAUGGGAGCCUCACGGCCCAGAUUGUGAAGGACAUCCAGGAGGCUGGAGGCAUUAUGACAGUUGAGGACCUGAAUAACUACCGUGCCGAGCUGAUUGAGCAUCCGAUGAGCAUCAGCCUUGGAGACUUGACACUGUAUGUGCCCAGUGCCCCACUCAGUGGACCAGUGCUGAUUCUCAUCUUGAAUAUCCUCAAAGGAUACAACUUCUCUCCGAAGAGUGUGGCAACCCCUGAGCAGAAGGCCCUGACGUAUCACCGUAUUGUGGAGGCCUUUCGGUUUGCCUAUGCAAAGAGGACCAUGCUUGGUGACCCAAAGUUUGUCGAUAUGUCUCAGGUGAUCCGCAACAUGAGCUCUGAGUUCUUUGCUGCUCAGCUUCAAGCCCGAAUCUCUGAUGGAACCACUCAUUCAACCUCCUACUAUGAUCCUGAAUUCUACAUUCCUGAUGACGGGGGUACUGCUCACCUGUCUGUGGUUUCGGAAGAUGGAAGUGCUGUGUCUGCCACCAGCACCAUCAAUCUCUAUUUUGGCUCCAAGGUCCUUUCUCCAGUCAGUGGGAUCCUGUUUAAUGAUGAGAUGGAUGACUUCAGCUCACCCAACUUUGUCAACCAGUUUGGGGUGUCCCCCUCACCAGCCAACUUCAUCAAGCCAGGGAAGCAGCCACUUUCAUCCAUGUGCCCCUCGAUCAUUGUGGACAAGGACGGCAAGGUGAAGCUGGUGGUGGGAGCCUCGGGAGGCACGCAGAUCACCACAUCCACAGCACUGACCAUCAUUAACAACCUGUGGUUUGGCUAUGAUGUGAAGACAGCAGUGGAAGAACCCCGACUGCACAACCAGCUGAUGCCCAACACCACCACAAUAGAGAAAAACAUUGAUCCGGUGGUGGCUGCAGGCCUGAAGGCUCGGAACCACUACACAGAGGUUGCAUCCACCUAUGUCGCUGUGGUUCAGGCCGUUGCUCGAACAUCCAGUGGUUGGGCAGCUGCCUCAGACUCCAGGAAAGGCGGGGAGCCAGCUGGCUACUGAGCCCUCAAAAGGGGCCAGGCAGACCUGCAAUCCAGGGACGAGAGACUGACCAGGAACAAGAGUGGAACUUUGGAGGACAUGCUGUCCCUGGGUGGGACUGAGCAGUAUAAUAAAUAAAUGGGGUCAACAGCCAAGCUCUG
Phodopus roborovskii (desert hamster) is the source of this 1948-nucleotide messenger RNA. It is a transcript of the gene Ggt1, whose product is annotated as gamma-glutamyltransferase 1. Gene Ontology annotation, cellular component: plasma membrane. Gene Ontology annotation, molecular function: glutathione gamma-glutamate hydrolase. Bases 102 to 1808 code for a protein of 568 amino acids. The transcript has 13 exons. Lineage: Eukaryota; Metazoa; Chordata; Mammalia; Rodentia; Cricetidae. The record is from RefSeq and is a predicted model, not a curated record. Gene Ontology annotation, biological process: glutathione catabolic process; regulation of inflammatory response; peptide modification.